Cladophialophora psammophila CBS 110553 is the source of this 408-nucleotide messenger RNA. RefSeq lists its product as uncharacterized. Bases 1 to 408 code for a protein of 135 amino acids. Gene Ontology annotation, biological process: translational initiation. Gene Ontology annotation, molecular function: translation initiation factor activity; RNA binding. The transcript has a single exon. The record is from RefSeq and is a predicted model, not a curated record. Lineage: Eukaryota; Fungi; Ascomycota; Eurotiomycetes; Chaetothyriales; Herpotrichiellaceae. Gene Ontology annotation, cellular component: nucleus.
AUGUCUCGCCGUAAGAUCCGAAGCACCGCGGAAGAGACCCUCACUCCUCCUGACUCUCUGGCUCCCGGUCAGUUGAUCGCCCGUGUGGUCAAAGUCAACGGCAAAGACCUCUACACGGUCCAGACCCCCGACUCAUCCACGUUUCUCGUCGAACUUGAAGCCCGCUUCAGAUCCACCAUCUUCGUCAAGCGCGGCGGCUAUGUCCUGGUAGAUACCACUACCACGGCCGACCGGGACAACAAGAUCCAGGGCGAAAUUGUGAAUAUCGUUGGUGACGAAAAGGCGUGGAGGAAACAACCCUUCUGGCCGCAAGAGUUCGUCAAGAGGACCACACUGGCCGACAGUGACGACAAGGACUCACGGGUGGGCCGGAUGCCGCCUUCGGACAGCGAGGACGAAACAGGAUGA